Salvelinus fontinalis (brook trout) is the source of this 1137-nucleotide messenger RNA. RefSeq names its product enoyl-CoA delta isomerase 1, mitochondrial-like. The record is from RefSeq and is a predicted model, not a curated record. NCBI's taxonomy places the organism in Eukaryota, Metazoa, Chordata, Actinopteri, Salmoniformes, Salmonidae. Gene Ontology annotation, biological process: fatty acid beta-oxidation. Gene Ontology annotation, cellular component: mitochondrion. The transcript has 7 exons. Bases 66 to 977 code for a protein of 303 amino acids. Gene Ontology annotation, molecular function: enoyl-CoA hydratase activity.
CUUCAGGACAGAGGCAGCCCAUCCGCAGUGUCUGCGCCCGGUUUGUGUCAACUUGACGAGUCGAGAUGGCAAAUGUAUUGAGAAAUUCCGCCAAAUUCGGGUUUUCAGGUGUGUUGUCCCAGUUGUCCAUCCACAGUAGACAUGGGAGAGAGUGUGUGUCGCCAUGCUUCUCUCUGCAGCAGAGGAACAACUCUACCUCAACUAAGAUCAAGGUGGACCUGGACAGCAGUACAGGUGUAGCAGUGUUGAGGAUGCAGAGUCCCCCUGUCAACAGUCUGAGUCUGGACUUCCUCACUGAGUUCUGUAUCAACCUGGAGAAACUAGAGAUGGACAGGAGUUGUAGAGGUCUGAUCAUCACCUCGACCCUCUCCAAGGUGUUCUCUGCAGGGCUAGACAUCAUGGAGAUGUAUGGGAAAAGUCCGGAGCGCUGUGGAGAGUUCUGGAAGGCUGUUCAGGAGAUGUGGCUCAAACUCUACGGAUCCAACAUGGCUACCAUAGCUGCCGUCAACGGUUCUAGUCCAGCAGGUGGCUGUCUCAUGUCUAUUGGAUGUGACUAUAGGAUCAUGGCUGAUAACCCUCGCUACAGCAUCGGACUCAACGAGACUCAGCUCGGCAUCGUAGCUCCCUUCUGGUUUAAGGACACGCUGGUGAACACGGUUGGUAACCGGGCAGCAGAGCUGUCGUUGGAGCUGGGUCUGUUGUACAGCGCUCCUGAUGCCCUGAAGAUCGGCCUGGUGGACCAGUUAGUACCUGAGGACCAGGUCCUCUCCACUGCACAGGACACCAUGUCCAAGUGGCUGGCUGUACCAGACCAUGCCAGACAGAUCACCAAGUCCAUGAUGAGGAAACCGACCAUUGACAAGCUGCUGUCUAACAGGGAAGCUGACAUCACCAACUUUGUGAGCUUCAUCACUAAAGACUCCAUCCAGAAGUCCCUUCGCAUGUACCUGGAGAUGCUCAAGAGUAGAAAGGCCUAGUCUGGGGCCCGAACGGCUCCCCGAUCCCCUUUAGGGCUUCUAACGGCUCCCCGAUCCCCUUUAGGGCUUCUAACGGCUCCCCUUUAGGGCUUCUAACGUCUCCCUGGUUCCCUUUAGGGCUUCUAACGGCUCCCCUUUAGGGCUUCUAACGGCUCCCCUU